Molecule: messenger RNA, 2217 nt
Organism: Alosa alosa (allis shad)
Lineage: Eukaryota; Metazoa; Chordata; Actinopteri; Clupeiformes; Clupeidae
Gene: slc67a1
Product: solute carrier family 22 member 18
Exons: 10
Coding region: 771-1847 (358 amino acids)
Biological process (GO): transmembrane transport
Molecular function (GO): transmembrane transporter activity
Source: RefSeq, a predicted model, not a curated record
AUUACCCAACACCAAGAUGGCGAGAAAACAAUUCCGGAAAAUACAAUUGUCAAAUGCAACGUAAAGGAGGUAGCCUAUGUAUUGGAGUUCAUAAACAUAUGCAUGCAUCUACUGUACCUAAGUGACAGCGUUGACCGGUAAAAGGUAACAGUCAAGAUUCAGCAACACUCUUCCUCUGCCAUCGUAGUUCUCAGCCGAAUCUAUGGAAUAGGUGGACGUAGCUGACAUUUUCGUUAGAGUUAUUCAUUGGAUUGUAAUCAUUAACUGAACACAAUACGACAUGAUAGCUUCAGAUGAUUGAAUAGUAGUUUAUGCUUUGGUGACACAGAUUGUGUGCCUGCACUAAGGAUACAUUUGACCAAAUAGUAGUUUUGUGUCGAUUUAUAGCAGCUGUGUCGAAGUGCAACAAGUUCACCAAUGGCACUAGCUCACUCACCUCUCCCUUAGUAGGCCUAUUUAUGCACCGUCAUUCAGAAUGUUUGGCAUUGCUGUUAAUAGGCUACAUGUUAAAUACAAUGUGACGUUACACGUCUAAAUCAAACGGUGUUCAGUAGUUAUAUAGGCCAUAAGGCGACAGCAGACAACCCGAGCCGUAGGCCUAAACAAAACUUUUGUGUUUCGUUUUGAACGGAGGGAAGGGAUUUUGAUCACAGCUUCGCACUCUAGGAAAAGUAAGAGAUGGAGUCGAACAAGAAGAUGGAUUCUCUGGCCGGCAUAAAUAAACAGAGAGUGAUUUUGGUCACUUAUCUGAUAGCCGCUAUGGACAUCACAUGGCUUUUCCUUCAGUUCUCUAUAACACCAUGGGGAUCAUCCAGCUCCUUGGAGGGCCCAUAUUUGGCAGGUUUGCUGACCUGUUUGGGGCACGGGCCGCUCUGUCUGUGUCCUGCAUGGCAUCGGUGGUCUACUUUGUGCUGCUGGCAAUGGCAGACAGCACUGCAAUGCUCUUCAUUCACAAACUCCCUGCAGUGUUCAUGCAUGUCCUUCCAGGGACUCAGAUGGUGGUGGCGGACCUGACGGAGCCGGAGAAGAGGGCUGAUGCUCUGGCCAAGUUGGGCCUGUGCUUUGGGAUCGGGAUGAUCACAGGUUCCACUCUAGGGGGCACUCUCAGCACACGCUAUGGGGAGGGAUAUGCUGCUUGUACUGCUGUUGUUGGGAGCUUUAUUAGUUUGCUGUUGGUUUUGAAAUUCAUCCCCAAACACACUAAAGCACAGAGUGCACAGGACCAGAAUAACAAGAACCGCUCCAUCUUUAACCUGGGUGACAUCACCAGGCUCAUGAAGUACCCUGGAGUGGCGAAGACCUUCAUCGUCAAAAUCACCUCUGGCCUCCCCUCAGGUAUCUUUCAGGUCAUGUUCUCCGUCAUUGCCAUCAAUUUCUUCCAGUUGCAACCUGAGCAGAAUGGCUACCUGAUGGCCUACUUUGGGGUGAUGCAGAUGGUCAUGCAGGGGGCUGUGAUAGGACGCAUGACAGCCAGAUACUCUGAAAAGACGCUGCUGCUCCUGUCUGUUGGGGUGUCUAGUCUGGUGGGCCUGGCUCAGGCACUCAUGGCCAAUGUAUUCCAGUUCAGUCUUAUUGUCAUUCCCAUGAUGUUCUCCCUGAGUAUGUUCAAUGUAAUCACAGACAGCAUGCUCACCAAGAGCAUACCCUCAUCAGACACAGGCACUAUGAUGGGGCUGUGUGCUUCAGUGCAGUCCCUUAUGCGCACAGUUGGCCCUACCAUUGGAGGCCUCUUAUAUGAGAACUAUGGCGUGUCUUCAUUUGGAUACAUUCAGUGUGCCGUAAAUGCUGCAGUCUUUCUUUUCCUUUUCAAGGACAGGAGAACACAGAGAGUAAUCACUAGAAAAUAGGAGUGUUUACAAUGAGACCGUCCCUAUAGAGACCAGAAACUCAGGCAUUCUGUACCAAAAAACUGUGAUGACAUGAAAUGUGUACAACAGAGCUGCCAACUCUAAUGCAUUGACCGUGAGAUUCAUUAAUUUGAUUGGCUCCACAUGCUCUUACAGUACAGGUUAUGAUUUAUGUGAUCAUUCUGGCUGGUGACCUUACCUGUAAACCCAAAAUCACCAGCCAGAAUGAUCUCAUAAAUCAUAACCUGUACUGUAAUUAUAUGAAUGAAAGCAGAAUUGUUAUAUAUAUAUUGGCAGAGAUUAUUGUAUGUAUGAUUGUAUUCACAGCCUAUGAUGUAUUUUCAUUAUAUUAAACACCUAUGUUAUAGUA